Molecule: messenger RNA, 570 nt
Organism: Neoarthrinium moseri
Lineage: Eukaryota; Fungi; Ascomycota; Sordariomycetes; Amphisphaeriales; Apiosporaceae
Exons: 3
Coding region: 1-570 (189 amino acids)
Biological process (GO): proteolysis
Molecular function (GO): metallodipeptidase activity
Source: RefSeq, a predicted model, not a curated record
AUGAUAGACGAACGGCGAGAUGUUGUCAUCACACCCCAGCGAGGGAGUGAUGGUGGCGAGCCAUUGGAUUCAAGCGAGGCUGAUAACUCGAGAACUACACAGGCGUCGUUGGUGUUGCAUCCCCAGUCAUCCGACUUUGACUUCUUUUCGCGGUUCCGUAACCCUCUACUGGCCGCUGGGUUUGCUCUGCUCCUGAGUCCUUUGGCAUUCUUGAGGCCGGGCCAGACCCCCGAUAGACCCGAGUUGAUUGACGGUCAUAACGAUUUGCCCUGGCAGCUGCGCAUCGAGCUGAAAAACCGCAUAUAUAACGCCAAUGUCGAUUUUACGAGGCUGCUCGGACAUACGGACAUACAUCGGAUGAGACAAGGGAUAGUUGGCGGCCAGUUCUGGAGUGUAUACGUGGAUUGCGAUGUGCAACAGCAGCAUUUUGAGGAUGCUUCAUGGGUCGUGCGAGAUACGUUGGAACAGAUUGAUGUGAUAAGGAGGUUCAUUGAUGAAUACCCGCAGCAUCUUCAGUUCAAGGAUCUCUGUAAUCAUACGAUCACAUUAUAUUUCGCUUUUGCACACUAG